Pseudogymnoascus verrucosus is the source of this 1042-nucleotide messenger RNA. RefSeq names its product E2 ubiquitin-conjugating protein (gene UBC4). The record is from RefSeq and is a predicted model, not a curated record. The transcript is spliced from 6 exons. Gene Ontology annotation, cellular component: nucleus. Gene Ontology annotation, molecular function: ubiquitin conjugating enzyme activity. The coding region runs from base 248 to 691 and encodes 147 amino acids. Gene Ontology annotation, biological process: protein polyubiquitination; ubiquitin-dependent protein catabolic process. NCBI's taxonomy places the organism in Eukaryota, Fungi, Ascomycota, Leotiomycetes, Thelebolales, Thelebolaceae.
GAGCCUGGACGCUAAAUCUGUUUUCUCUCUGUUGGCAGGCCCAUUCUUCAACUCCAACAACAUCACCGCAACUUCCCCUGAUACCAACUCAUCACAUCUUGAGGUACUUCUUGUCACCUCAGAAAUAUUAUCGUGAAUCCUGCGAUUCCCAUAAAUCCAUAGCCUGAACCGUUUCCCGCUCACAGUCCUACUUUCUCGUCACCACGACACUGAACGAACACCCUCAUAACCUCACACAACAGUCGUCAUGGCGCUCAAGAGAAUUAACAAGGAACUGAACGAUCUCGGCCGUGAUCCCCCGUCCUCGUGCUCGGCUGGACCUAUUGGAGAUGAUUUGUUCCACUGGCAGGCAACUAUUAUGGGACCUUCCGAUUCGCCAUACUCCGGAGGUGUAUUCUUCUUAGCCAUCCACUUCCCAACAGACUACCCAUUCAAGCCUCCGAAGGUCAACUUCACAACCCGCAUCUACCACCCUAAUAUCAACUCCAACGGCAGCAUCUGUCUAGACAUCCUCAGGGACCAAUGGAGCCCGGCUCUUACCAUAUCCAAAGUUCUGCUUUCCAUCUGCUCCAUGUUGACGGACCCCAACCCGGAUGACCCACUUGUCCCAGAGAUCGCACACGUCUACAAGACCGAUCGUGCCAGGUACGAGGCCACGGCAAGGGAGUGGACUCGCAAGUACGCUAUCUAGAUGGCUGAUGGGGGAUAUUCUCAACUCGCGUUUAUGGAUUAGCUGGCGCAACUGUUCCUGUCAACACAUUCGGUCUGGUUAUGCAUGCCUCUAGGGCAAGGAGUGAGCAAGUUGUGGACUUCAACGGGGACGGGUCGCGGUGGGUGUUACGUUCAGUGGUGGGAUCAGGGAGGCUAAAUGAUCUUGCGUCGGCAGACUUUAAUCUUCCAAAUUCGCAAUUAAAACAUCGCUGAACUAUAUGGCCUGUUUGCAAGGGGAUGUUUUUCCGAGGAGCGUAACAUGCCUGGGAACUGUGAGGUGUGCAAAUGGGAUGGUGGUAUGUCGUUGGAGGGAGAUGGUAGUCAUUCGGAG